AUGCCACCCCCUCCCCAAGGCGGCGUCCCUCACGGCCGCCCCCUCCACCCCGGCGCACCGGAGGGGCCCGGGCGGAACGAGACGCGCGCAGCCGCCCCAGGAAGAGCGCUGCCUGCCCGGCCCAGCAGGCGGCGCUCCGUCAGGUUAAGAGUCCGGCGAGGGCGCCCUCCGUCCCGCGGCGUCUCAGGCCGGGCUGCCGUGCGCGGUGGCUGGGCGGCGCUUCGGCUGCGCUCGGCCGGCGGCCACGGCGGCCCCAGACUGGCCCGGCCCCAGCGGCCUGGACGCCCUGCCCACCCGGCGCCCCUCUGCGUGUCCGGCCACGGGCGCCUUCCCGGAGGGCCCCGGCUGCCGCCCCUCGCCCGCCCCGGCAGGUGCUGCUCCCCGAGAGGCCGCUGGGAGGCCGCGCCGGAGCUGCCGGGCGGCGCGACUCUUAUUUUGACACGGCGGCGGCGGCGCCUGCCCGGAGUGGCUCCUCGCCCGGGGCGCAGCCAGCGCGCUCGGCCCCCAAAUGAGCGGGCGGCGGCGGCGGGCGGCGGCGGCGGCAGGAGGAGGACGCGGCGGGCGCUGCUGCCCGGGGACACCGGCGGCUUCUGUGCGGAGCGAGGCCGGGCCGGGCGCCGCGGCGGCGGCGACAACGCGAAGGGGCGGCGCGAGGACCCUCCCGGACCGCCCGACUGCCCGGUGCUGAGCGGCGCGGCCCGGCAAACGAAAGCGAAAGAGGCACCGCGCGGACCCCCGCGCCCUCCGCCCCCCGCGCGACCGGCGGGAGCCUCGCCACGGCCUCCCCCGAGCAGGUAA
Messenger RNA from Notechis scutatus (mainland tiger snake), 798 nucleotides. The record is from RefSeq and is a predicted model, not a curated record. NCBI's taxonomy places the organism in Eukaryota, Metazoa, Chordata, Lepidosauria, Squamata, Elapidae.